AAAAAAGAUUGUACACUUUGUAUGAUUCUUAUUUAAUUAUAGUGAGUAGUCUCAUUCCAUUCGUGGUAUAAUGCUAUUCACUGCAAUUGCUUCUGUUCUUUAACCUUUCCUUUGUUCUUCUUCUUCAGUAACUUUUCUUUUGUCACUAUCUAUAUUGUUUUAUAUCUCUCAUUUAAUGCUCUGUUUUCAGUGAUUUUCAGCUGUUGGGUCGUUUUUACUUCUGAGUUUUUUCAAAUCACAAAACUCUUCAAAAUUAAUUAGGCGGGGGAUUUCAAGUUUUUCAUACAAGUAGAAGACUCUUAAGACACUCAUGACGACAAGAACAUCGAAACAUAAACGUUCUAGAAGCGACCCCGUCCCCAGAAAAUCUCUCAAGAACAAGAAAUCAAGUGAAACCCUUUACAACAUCGAUCGAUUUCACAUGGAUGAACGUUUGCAGAGAGAGAUAGAACAGCUAAAAUCUCUUCUAAAGUCCAGAAAAUUACAUCCCAAGAGAGUCUCAAGUGAUGAGAUUGAUUUGUUGCUUCAAGAAGAUGAAGUCUUAGUACGGCGAGAAAUGGAGACAGUCAUUCGACGCAAACUGUUCUUGGAAGAUUCUAAAAAUGAAGAUUCUUCUAUCCCCAAGGAGGCAAAGAAACUGGUGAGGGAAAUCGCGGGUUUGGAGCUGCAAGUGAUGUACUUAGAAACAUAUCUUCUUUUGUUAUAUCGAAGAUUCUUCAACAACAAAAUUACAUCUGAAUUAAAAUCAGAGGGGAAAGAGAUAUCAGAAGCUAUUCUUGGGAGCACUAAAGUCACUGAUUCACCCAAAAACACAGUCUGCAGUUCGCAGAAAGUUGUAGAAGACUCUGGAAUCUUCCGCAGUCACUCAUCCUUGUCUCAUUGUUCAGGCUAUUCCUUUAGAAUGUCUCCCCAAGCAAUGGACUCGUCAUAUCAUCGAUCUCUUCCUUUCUCAAUGCUUGAGCAAUCCGAUAUCGAUGAAAUGAUCGGGACAUAUGUUUCUGAAAACGUUCAUAAUUCACCAAAUAGUUUGUCUGAAGAGAUGAUCAAGUGCAUCUUACAAGUAUUUCGUCAACUUGCUGAUCCAGAAUCACUCGAUGAUGAUCGAGAAACAAGCAGUCCUUUCCGCGGGAAAGAGCGACUGAAGGUCAUUUGUCGACCUUACGACAAAUUAUUAAUGGUGAAAUCGAUAUGUAGAGACCCAGGGAAGUUAAAUGCAGUUGAACCUGCUUUGAAACAUUUCAGGUCGCUUGUUAAUAAGUUAGAAGGAGUGAAUCCAAGGAAGUUAAAUCAUGAAGAAAAGCUAGCUUUCUGGAUUAACAUACACAACUCUCUGGUUAUGCAUUCGAUAAUUGUCUAUGGGAACCCUAAAAACAGUAUGAAAAGAGUAUCUGGGUUGCUGAAGGCAGCGUACAACGUUGGAGGUCGAAGCUUGAACUUAGAUACCAUUCAGACUUCAAUCCUUGGUUGCCGUGUCUCUCGUCCAGGACAGGUAUUUAGGUUCUUGUUUGCUUCUAGAUCAAAAGGUAAAGCUGGAGAUUUAGGAAGAGAUUAUUCUAUAACUCACUCUGAGCCUCUUCUUCAUUUCGCUCUUUGCUCGGGGAACUUGUCAGAUCCAUCAGUUCGUAUAUAUACACCCAAGAACGUGAUGAUGGAGCUAGAAUGUGGUAGAGAAGAGUAUGUAAAAUCAAACCUAGGAAUUUCCAAAGACAACAAGAUUCUUUUGCCGAAGCUUGUUGAAUUAUAUGCCAAGGAUACUCAACUUUGCAACGUCGGUAUUCUCGACAUGAUUGGGAAAUUUUUGCCUUGUGAAGCAAGAGAUAGAAUCCAGCAGUGUCGGAACAAGAAGCAUGGAAGAUUCACCAUCGAUUGGGUCGCACAUGAUUUCAGAUUCGGCUUGCUUCUCUGAGAAGAAAAUAAGAGUUAUGAACCGUGGUUUCUUUUCCCCUUUUUUUUCAUCUGAUGUGAGCGAUGAAUAUAAGAACUGUCAAAUUUUCUAGUUAUGAGAUCAUAUUUAAGUGUAGAACUCAAACUAUGUAAGUGAUAACACCAGAUCUAUUUAUCA
Messenger RNA from Arabidopsis lyrata subsp. lyrata, 2062 nucleotides. RefSeq lists its product as uncharacterized. Lineage: Eukaryota; Viridiplantae; Streptophyta; Magnoliopsida; Brassicales; Brassicaceae. The record is from RefSeq and is a predicted model, not a curated record. The transcript has 11 exons. The coding region runs from base 311 to 1906 and encodes 531 amino acids.